Molecule: messenger RNA, 1979 nt
Organism: Nothobranchius furzeri (turquoise killifish)
Lineage: Eukaryota; Metazoa; Chordata; Actinopteri; Cyprinodontiformes; Nothobranchiidae
Gene: edem2
Product: ER degradation enhancer, mannosidase alpha-like 2
Biological process (GO): carbohydrate metabolic process; mannose trimming involved in glycoprotein ERAD pathway; endoplasmic reticulum mannose trimming
Cellular component (GO): membrane; endoplasmic reticulum
Molecular function (GO): calcium ion binding; mannosyl-oligosaccharide 1,2-alpha-mannosidase activity
Source: RefSeq, a predicted model, not a curated record
UUGAUCAACUUCCUGUUCACCAAGUUGUUGCUGCAGCCACUGAAAAGCUAGCAAGAAGCGUCUACUUCCGGUUUUCCGACUGCAGAAUUGAGCUUCUGUCGUUUUCCUCUUUUUUCUCCUCUAAAUUACUUUUAUUCUGUGUCUCGUGUCCGUGCCCGUCUCCAUGCGCGCUCCCGUCUGCGCGGCGCUGCUGCUGUGGUUGCUAAGCGAUGCGGCGUCUCGUCAGUUCUCUGAGGAAGACAUGGCAGCGGUCAGGCAACGCAUCAAAUCCAUGUUCUACCACGCCUACAACAGUUACCUGGACAACGCCUUCCCCUACGAUGAGCUCCGCCCACUCACCUGUGACGGGCACGACACCUGGGGCAGUUUUUCUCUGACUUUGAUCGACGCUCUGGACACUCUCCUGGUUUUGGGAAACCGGACAGAGUUCCAACGCGUGGCGUCGCUCCUCCAGGACACGGUAGACUUUGACAUCGAUGUCAACGCGUCUGUGUUCGAGACCAACAUCAGAGUCGUGGGCGGGCUGCUCUCGGCUCACCUGCUGUCGGGACGAGGAGGGAUGGAUCUGGAGCCGGGCUGGCCCUGUUCCGGACCGCUGCUGAGGAUGGCUGAAGAUGCUGCCAGGAAACUGCUCCCUGCGUUCCAGACGCCCACCGGGAUGCCGUACGGGACCAUAAACCUGCUGUACGGCGUCAGUCCAACCGAGACCCCCGUCACCUGCACCGCUGGUGUCGGAACAUUCAUCCUGGAGUUCGCCACGCUGAGUCGGCUAACUGGAGACCCGACGUUUGAGAACGCAGCUCGCCGAGCCAUGAGCGCCCUCUGGAGGACCAGAUCUGACAUCGGACUGGUGGGGAACCACGUCGACAUCGUGACCCAGAAGUGGGUCGCUCAGGACGCCGGUAUCGGAGCGGGGGUGGACUCUUACUUUGAGUAUCUGGUGAAGGGAGCCAUCAUGCUGCAGGACCAAGACCUUCUCAACAUGUUCCACGCGUAUGAUCGGGCCAUCCAGAACUACACCCGCUUUGACGACUGGUACCUGUGGGUGCAGAUGCACAAAGGAACCGUCACCAUGCCGGUCUUCCAGAGUCUGGAGGCCUUCUGGCCCGGUCUGCAGUCUCUGCUAGGGAACCUGGACGGCGCCGUGAGAACGUUCCAGAACUAUUACUCGGUGUGGAGACAGUUUGGAGGUCUGCCUGAGUUUUACAGCAUCCCUCAGGGUUACACCGUGGAUAAGAGGGAGGGGUACCCCCUCAGACCAGAGCUGAUCGAGAGCGCCAUGUACCUGUUCAGAGCCACAGGUGACCACACCUACCUGCAGCUGGGCCUCGACGCCCUCGAGUCCAUCGAGCGGAUCACUAGGACGCCCUGCGGAUACGCCAGCGUUAAAGACCUGAGAGAUCAUCAGCUAGACAACAGGAUGGAGUCCUUCUUCCUCGCUGAGACCAUCAAGUACCUCUACCUCCUCUUUGACCCCGCCCACUUCCUGCAUGGCGGGGGAAGAGAGGGCGACGGGUCCUGGGAGGAGGGUGGAGAGGGAGGGCAGUGUGUUUUAGGAGCGGGGGGGUUCAUCUUUAACACGGAGGCUCAUCCUUUAGACCCGGCGGCGCUGUACUGCUGCAGCCGCCACACGCAGGACCGCCAGGAGCUCCAGGACAUCCUGCUCAGCCUAUCACAGCCUGGGGAGAGAGCUGACAGCCAAUCACAACAGGCAGAGGGCCCGCCCCCAAACCGGUCAGAUAGCAUCGUUCUGAAACCGGGAGAGAAGAAGACGGCACCGCCGCUGUCGUGCCCCGUUCAGCCGUUCAGCGCUCGACUCGCCAUCCUGGGUCAGGUGUUCACCGACAACACCUGAGACAUCUGGAACGCCACUGAACUUUAUUUUGAGAUUCCUGGUGGGUGGCGCUCCAGAGCUUGCCCGUGUCCUGCUGUAAUUUAAGUCAAACUCUAUUUUUAUUUAUUAAAUGACGUUUUAUGUU